GCGAAUAACGCGUUCGCGUCUGCCACAUUAUUGCACCGAGUCAACACACUUCUCUCGAUUUAUUAACGACACGCUGCGCUACCAUGAGUGCACGAGGUUCUGGGAGCGCCACGGCACUCAGGCGACUGAUGACGGAGUACAAACAAUUGACCUCUCAAGGUUCCCCUGACGGGAUGUUCACUGCUGGCCCGGUGUCAGAGUCGGAUUUCUUCACUUGGGAGGCGCUUAUUGUCGGUCCGAAAGAUACACCAUUUGAAGGAGGUGUUUUUGUCGCGAAGUUGACCUUUCCUCCCGACUACCCCUUGUCACCCUUCAAGAUGAAGUUUGACCCGCCUAUAUUCCAUCCCAAUAUCUACCCUGAUGGGACAGUCUGCAUUUCCAUUCUCCACACUCCGGGUGAUGAUCCGACCCAGUAUGAGUCUGCAUCCGAGCGCUGGAGCCCUGUACAGAGCGUAGAGAAGGUCAUUCUCAGCGUGAUCUCCAUGCUAGCAGAGCCCAACCUGGAGAGUGGAGCCAACAUCGAUUGCUGCAAGCUGUACAGAGAGAAUAAAGCGGAGUAUGAACGUAUAGUUAGGGAGAGUAUCAAGGAACAGCUGGGAUUGUAGCAAUCAUUGUAGCAUAUUUAUUAUAGCCCGUGUACAGUUAGUGCUUAGCUUCAUACAGAAGUUGAAUAUGGGGUCCGCUAUGUUCGAUGAUGUCCUAACC
Gloeophyllum trabeum ATCC 11539 is the source of this 705-nucleotide messenger RNA. Its product is annotated as ubiquitin-conjugating enzyme. Lineage: Eukaryota; Fungi; Basidiomycota; Agaricomycetes; Gloeophyllales; Gloeophyllaceae. Bases 84 to 605 code for a protein of 173 amino acids. Gene Ontology annotation, cellular component: cytosol; endoplasmic reticulum. The record is from RefSeq and is a predicted model, not a curated record. The transcript is spliced from 8 exons.